ACGAAAGACAGACCGUCUGGAUUAUUUCGCGGCUCCACGUUAAGGUUGUUCUCACCAUGGCCCUGUGGUCUACCAUAUCAGUGUUCGCGGUAUCGCUGCUGUUUGCCAUCGCUCAGGAUGCUGACCAGGUGUGUUACGGAGACCUGGGGUGUUUCUCCCUCCAGGCGCCCUACACAAACACGGGCAGACUGCCGGACUCGCCGGACCAGCUGGACACCAAGUUCUACCUCUUCACUCGCAGUAACGCCAUGGUAGCGGACAGACAGUUGUUGGACUUCGACAAUCCGUCCACACUUCGACUGUCGUCCUUCAAACACGAGAAGCCGGUGAAGGUGUGGAUCCACGGCUUCACCAGCGCCAAGACUGCCGAAGACGUCGUCAGUUCCAGCGCUGCGCAGGCCAUGGCGGAAACCCACAAGAAGGACGAUGUCAACUACAUCAUCGUAGACUGGUCCAGAGGGGUGCAGUAUCCGGACUACACCGCGGCCGCAUCUAACAUCCGGGUGGUCGGGGCUCAGCUCGCCAAGCUCGUCACGUUCCUGGUGGACCAGACGGGAGUUAGCCUGGAGCAGUUCCACCUGAUAGGCUACAGUCUGGGCGCACACCUGGCAGGGGAGGCCGGAGCCAGGCUACCCGGGCUGGCCAGGAUUACAGGUUUGGACCCAGCCGGACCCAUGUUUGAACUAGCGGAUCCGGCGAUUCGUUUGAGCCCGGACGAUGCCAACUUUGUUGACGUCAUUCACACGGACACUCCUCACUUUAACGUGGCCUUCGGCAUCGGGACGCCGGUGGGAGAUGUAGACUUCUACCCUAACGGAGGGGCCAGGCAGCCGGACUGUCCGGACCCUGUGGUGGAUACUCUCUCCAGUUUGGUUUCUGGCACUUUCGAUGCCAGCGGCCUUGUUGACGGGGCGGGCUGCAGCCAUCAUAGAGCCCUGGACUACUGGAUAGAAUCCAUCAACAGCCCGUGCUUGUUCGUGUCUCACCGAUGUGACAGCUACAGCAAGUACGAGGACGGGGAAUGCUGGGAUACCAGCGGUGGCUCCUCUGCAGUGAUGGGCUAUGACGUCGACACAAGUGCGAGAGGCACCAUGUACACGUCAACAUUCGCCCAAGGCUCGUUUUGCGGCACGGAAUUUAAGGUCUCCUUCAGAACUAGGAGACAUGCAAGAACAACCAGAGGACAGGUAGAGGCUACUGUGGUCGGUCCAGGCGCCUCUACGGACGCAACCGAACUUUUCAGUUCUGACAGCAAGUCCUUCUAUGACGACCGGACCUACGCCGGCCAGUUUAUGUCCCGGGCGAACCUGAGCGGCGUGCGGGAGCUGCAGCUCACGUUCACGGCUUCUGACAGCGCGACGUUCUGGUCAAGUAACGGUGACCUGAAAAUCACGCGGAUAGACGUCCAGUCCAGCACCGGGGUCACGGUCUCUCACUGUGGAGACUACGAGCUGCAGUCAGGAUCGACCGUGACCUUCACAGCGUUCGGCAACUUCGAACCUGGCAAGCGGAUCCGCUACAACGUGAGAAAAGGCAAGCGCCUACCAGAACUGCGGUCACUGCCGUACGAGGACAUCCUGAGGGUGUACGGUCAAAAAAGACAGCAGGGACAGUCUUCCAGUAGAAAGCAGCCCGCUGACCACGGAAACCACCACACCACCACCACACAAGCGAUGACCACGACGCCAAAACCACCCCAGGUAGUCUGCUAUGGCGACCUGGGCUGUUUUUCGGACGAGUACCCGUUUGAUAACACCGGCCGUGUGGUGCCCCAGUCUCCUGAGUACAUCAACACCGUGUUCUAUGUCUUCACUAAGAGCAACCCCACCAUAGAGGCCAGACAGGCUAUUUCAUACGACGACAUCCUCAGCGUACAGAACUCGCCCUUUGACCCCACCAAGCCGGUGAAGGUUCUGAUCCACGGGUUCUACUCCUACCCCAUCACCGGAGACCCGUUCUGGGCAGGAGACGCCAUGAGGGAGAUCCUCAAACGGGACGACAUAAACGUCAUCAUUGUGGAUUGGAACAAGGGCGCGGAGUUUCCCAACUACGCUCAGGCAGCAACAAACAUCCGCCUGGUGGCCGCUCAAGUCGCCAAACUCAUCACUUUCCUCAUCAACGGGACGGGAGCCGGUCUGAACCAGUUUAGUCUAGUUGGGCAUAGUCUGGGGGCGCACCUGUCUGGUCACGUGGGAAAGAGACUACCCGGUCUGCCCAGGAUCACAGGUUUGGAUCCUGCCGAGCCGUUCUUCGAGGAUUACGACCCGAUCGUGCGCCUGGACCCCACGGACGCUCUGUUCGUGGACGUGAUCCACACGGACGGGGGAGAGAUCCUGUCCGGGGCCUGGGGCCUGGACCUGCCGUCAGGACACGUGGACUUCUACCCGAACGGCGGGAAGGGACAGCCGGGGUGUGGGAACACGUGGAUCGGCAGCAUCACCAGCGUCUUCGACCCUAGCGUUACACUAGAUGACGUGGUGGACUGUAGCCACAACCGCGCGUACGAGUUCUACAUCGAGUCGAUCAACAACCCCUGUAAGUUCGUGGCCUACCCCUGCCGCAGCUAUGACGACUUCGCCGCUGGAGGAUGCCGGGACUGUUCCAACAACGCAUGCUCAGUGAUGGGAUAUGACGUAGACAAUAACAUGGCUGCCCGUGGAAGUCUCUACCUGUCUACCGGAGAUACUGGGCCAUAUUGUAGGUACGAGUACAGAGUGACAAUAAAGACAAAGGCAGGGAUGGAGCACACGAGAGGAAACCUCGUCGUGAUCAUCAAGGGGAACGGACAGACCACACCCCCAAUCCAAAUCUUUGACUCCGGCAGCUAUGCUCUUGACCAGGACACCACGCACUCGGGGAUUGUGACAUCCACUGUGGGGAUUGACUCCAUACUGGAGCUGCAGCUGACCUACCUGGCCACAGAUAACAUCCUGUACUCCUGGGCUAACGCAGCUGAUCUCACUAUAGACAGGAUCGACGUCACAUCCAGUAGUGGAGCUAGUGUGUCUUACUGUGGAGAGAUGCUACUUAGAGACGGACAGAUGAACACUCUUUCAUCCUUCAACAACUGUGACGUCACCCCGUAAAAACAGACGUGCCUGUAAAUCAGUAUCAUUCACGCCAUCUGUUCGUACGGAAGUAUUUCCUUGGGCGGCUGAGCUACGGGUUUGUGUGUCUGUUUUUACGGACAGAGUAGGUUGACAAGACGUGGGUGGGAAAGAUUUACAUGUAAAAUGACAAGAGACCAAACGGUCAGGCAUAGGAUUAUGGGAGACAUUGAAGGUCACGAAAUACUUCCAGCAAGUCUAAAAUCCCCGAUUUUGUUCUGCGUUUUAAACCUCGGCAUCUCUAAGCAAAAAAAGAUAAAUGG
Branchiostoma belcheri (Belcher's lancelet) is the source of this 3370-nucleotide messenger RNA. RefSeq lists its product as uncharacterized. NCBI's taxonomy places the organism in Eukaryota, Metazoa, Chordata, Leptocardii, Amphioxiformes, Branchiostomatidae. Bases 57 to 3086 code for a protein of 1009 amino acids. Gene Ontology annotation, molecular function: lipase activity; protein binding. The record is from RefSeq and is a predicted model, not a curated record. The transcript is spliced from 17 exons. Gene Ontology annotation, biological process: lipid metabolic process.